Paramuricea clavata is the source of this 2611-nucleotide messenger RNA. Lineage: Eukaryota; Metazoa; Cnidaria; Anthozoa; Malacalcyonacea; Plexauridae. The record is from the annotation of a GenBank genome assembly.
GGGGGUCACAUGAUCUGCAAAUAUCUAGCAGAUUUUUAAUUGGUGAUGAAUGAUGUUGACAAAUAUUUAUCAUCAUCAUCAAUUAAAAAUCUGCUAGAUUUUAGCAGAUCACGUGACCAGCUCCUACCAGGGUCUUUCCUCCAGAAGAGGAGUGCUUCCGUGCAAACCCCUGUCGUUAAUGACUGCUCCCUAAGCCCAUUUUCCACUAGGUGAAUUUUUUCGCACAAACAGUAUAUAGUAAAAAAGUAGGAACUGAUACAACUUUUUUGCAGCGAAUAUUUUUGCUGACCAGUCACAUUUGCCAAGAUUUGUUUUUCUCUAUUAACUUCCUAUCAAAUCCACUAUCUGGUCACACUGUGCCAAACAUUGGGCUCUCUGUGGAUGCCAUAUUGUUCUUCACAUAUUAGCAAUUUAGCCAAUCAGAAUUGAGCAUUCAAAUUCCACAUAGUUUUGAUUUUGAAAGUUUGAAACUGCUGCACGUUUGAUAUUUGUGGCACAGACUGUGGCUUGAUAUUUUAUUGAAGCUGUUUUCAUUUGGAUAUAUUCACUAUAUAGAUUCGCUACUUCUUAUACAUACAAAUAAAAGAAAUAGGUUUGUAAAUAUACUUCGUUUUGCUGGAUAUAUUAAAAGUGCCAUUGGGCACGUCCGCACGUGUAUACGAUGAAAUUGGUUUUGAAAUUGAUUUCGUUGUUUAUGUUUUUCAAUGUUUGCCAGGAGUCGGAAUAGAGUUUAUAUUUCCCUACGAAGUUUGCUGGAUUUGAACAUGAAUGGACGAAGGUAUCGGCGGUCACCUGACAGAACAAAGAAAUCGGUGAAAGAAAACGUAGCAUUGCCUGAAGCAAGUGAGAUACUGUCAUAUCGAGAUAAAUCGUUAGACAUGAGGUAAAUUUAUGGUUUACUUGUUUUAGGGGCUGUUAUUUAUACGGAAGCUGGGCUGGCCCGCUUAGCGAGACAGCCCGGUAAGCGGGAUGAAUUUCAGUUGUGUAUAUAUGAGAAAUUUCAUCCCGCUUGGCGGGACAAUUUUGUUGUUUUGACAGUUGUUAAAAAUAACUUGCGGCAGCAUCUUUGAACUUUUAUCCCAGCAACCAGGCUAGCUUGCUUGUGAGUGUUUAUAAGGAGAAAUUUUCAUCCUGGUAAGCAAGUCGUCUUGCCAACUGGGGCAGCCUGAUUGUCCAUAUACAAUUUUAAAAACGUAUAUUAGUAAUUUCUACGAUAAACAUAUAAACUACACAGCGAGAUCUUGCUUUACCGGGCUGUCUCGCUAAGUGGGCCAGCCUGACUUCCAUAUAAACAGCCCCUUAGGGACUGUUUAACCCUUUAAGUGGCAAUGCACCCAGAUGCGCCCUACUUUAUUAAUUACUCUGUCUAAUGCCAGACGAUUUUACUCAUCAGGGGGAGAGUGCUGCCAUGCACCCAGUAGGUUAAUCAGACUAUCUGCCAGUGCACCCUGUUAACCUUUAAAGGAGCAGUGUCACCUGGUGCGCAUCUUUUCCGUAGCGCACCAGGUGACACUGUUCCUUUAAGUAGCAAUGCACCCUACUUUAUUAUUUUACUCUGUCUAAUGCCAGAUGAUUUUACUCAUCAGGGGGAGAGUGCAUGCUGCCACUCAAUGGGUUAAUAUAUGAUCGCUGCUAUGUGGGACAGGACAAUUACUGUGAUCUCACUUGUGAUAUGAACUAUGUUGAAUGUUUAUAUGAUCCUGCUUCCAUUCUGGUUUGGUGGGGUCGCAUACCUACUAAGUCUCACGCAUUAUGCGUGUGACACACGCCUCAGCAUAUUUUCUCAUGCUCACAUGCGCAGUAUUAUUUAUCUCACGCAUGCCAGCUUGGCUGCUUGUGAUUGACGAGUUUAAUAAAAAAAAACACGUUAAAUCUGGAGGGCAAUGUAAACUUUGGAAACUUGUGAAAUGUUUUAGCAUUUUAUCAUGUGAAUUUGCUGUCAACACCUCAUUUGAUGCCAUAAAUUUGCCUAUUUCCCGUGCGUAAAUGCUAUCUGAUUACACUAUCCAAGGUGCAGCAAUCGUGAAUAAAUCGUGUCUUGGGAAUGGAACGCUGGAAAUUCCAUAUCAGAGACCCAAAUUUUUAAAAUUUUCGGGGGGGGGCAUUAGAUUGCGUCCGUGGAUGGCGUCUCACGCAUGCAGAUCACUCCGCCUUGGCAGCUAUGGGGUCGCAAACCAGGACAAGAAAUUCCCAUAUAAUAAAUAUUCUAUUCUGGCUAGCUAUGCUAUUGCUGCCACAAAAUAUGGAUGGCUUCACCCUGAUAUUCAAUAGACCAUACAUAAGAUCGCAGGGUUGAAAUUAAUGAUCUGAAUACACCCUUCUGUAAAGUACGUCACAGACUUUGGCUAUAAACUGCCUCAUUUUCAUGUACGCAACAUUAGGUAAAGCAUAUAACAUGUCAAUCACAAAAAUAAGGCUCCAUGGCCAAGAUGACAUAUUUUACAGAAGCAUGUAUUAUUUAACAGUCUACAAAUGGCAAUUCAUCAUCAGAUGUAAAAAUUAAAGUAGUUUUGUAGGCCAAAAAAUUACCAGUGAGGCUAAUUCAAUCGGAAUUGAUAUAUGUUUGCUUUUAUUUAGUGUGCGACUGGAAUUUUGGAGAGCAGGAAAGAGG